This is a messenger RNA of Oncorhynchus keta (chum salmon), 4135 nucleotides long. RefSeq names its product WAS/WASL-interacting protein family member 2-like. The record is from RefSeq and is a predicted model, not a curated record. Gene Ontology annotation, molecular function: actin binding. Lineage: Eukaryota; Metazoa; Chordata; Actinopteri; Salmoniformes; Salmonidae.
UUCACUUCCUGGAUCCACUCGUUGGUGCCUUAUUGUCCCCUCCCUGCUCCGCAGAUAUUUCGCUUCCGCAGGGCGGGGGCAAUAGGUAGAGCAGAGUGGCUCCGCCCCGAAUAAAUUAGGGAGUGGGGUGUCUCGCUUUCCUCACCAUCUCUGGUACACUGCAGUGUACAUUUUCCAUCUGCACACUUCCAUCUUCAUUGCUUCAGCAAAUCUGUGCUGCAAGUGAAGGCUGUGAGAGUGAAUGCAGGAGUGAAAUAGCAAUGGCCAGCUUUAAAUUUAUAAUACACGUGAGAUGAAGGAACUACCGAGAACGAAGAAACAAAUAUGAGUUAAAACGUCAAAUAUCAAACGAAUGGGCUGCUAAGAAACUCAAGUGGUGACAGUUUGUAUCUGAGAACCCAGGCCAUCCACAAGACUUGUUCAGUGGGUCAAGAUGCCGAUUCCUCCCCCUCCCCCUCCACCCCCUGGAGGCCCCCCUCCACCCCCCACCUUCAGCCAGGGCAACACCACCCCACCCAAGCUCAAUCGAGAUGAGGCCAAAGGCAGAGGAGCCCUGCUCGGUGACAUCCACAAAGGGGCCAAGCUGAAGAAGGUCGGCGUGGUCAAUGACAGGAGCGCACCGAUCUUAGAAAAGCCUAAAGGUGGUGGUGGUGGUAGUAGUGGAGGAGGCUCGUCAGGGGCCAUUCAGCCAAUGGGAGGGCUUUUCCAGGCAGGUGUGCCUAAAUUACGACCAGUCGGAGAUGGUUCGGUUGGCAGGUCAUCCCUGACGCCUCCUGGCACGCGCCCCGCCGCUCCUCGUCCUCCUGUUCGCCAGGACAGCACAGAAUGCUCAGCCCAGCAGGCCUCUCCCCCGGAGCACUCCCGAUCCCAGAGGCCCUCCCUCCCCGACCUCUCCCGCCCUCUCAGCGGAGGCAGCCCAAACAGUGGCAUGAAGCACAGCUCCUCCGCCCCUCCACCUCCUCCCCCUUUUUCUCGCCGGGGUAAUGCACCCCCUGCACCGACUCAGAAGGCGCCACCACCCGCCCCCUCCUACAACCGGGAGAAGCCCCUCCCUCCCACGCCAGGACAGAGGGGGACUUCCCCAGUGCCGGCCCGCAACAGCGCCCCUCCUCUGCCUCCUUCUCCCAACAUCAACCGGCGGCCCCCGACGUCAGGGGGCUCCUCAGCUUCCUCCUCUUCCUCCUCUCUGGGUCCACCUCCUCCCCCGUACCGCCAGCCCAUGACCAACGGCCCCUCCAGCCCGGUUAACGAAGCCGCCCCGGAGCUACCUCAGAGACACAACUCCCUCAGCAAGAAGCCGUCGCCCGGACCUGGACUCACUCCAACCCGGGGGCAAGCUCCACCCCCGCCGCCCUCCCCCUCCCCGCCAGGCGGACGCCCCCCCCCUCCAGUCCGUGAGCCCCCCGGCAGAGGGGCAGCUCCACCCCCACCUGGGUCGACUCAACGAAACGGUGGUCGGGAUGCUCCCCCUCCACCCCCCUACAGAGGUAGCCCCUCAGAACCUCAUAGCCGUGGCAAGCCCCCCCCUCCUCCCUCCCGUACCCCUGUCGGACCCCCGCCCCCUCCCCCACCUAUCCGCAAUGGACACACCUCCAUUUCCCGCUCCUUCGUAGAUGACUUUGAGUCCAAGUAUUCUUUCCACCCUCUGGAUGACUUCCCUGCUCCAGAGGAGUACCGGCACUUCACCAAGAUCUACCCCAGCAAAGCCAACAGAGUGAUGAGGGGAGCUCCUCCUGCACCGCCUGUGGGAAGGUGAACACUGUGAGACCACUUCACUUCUACUGUACAGGAGACAAGGGUUAUACACACACACACACACACACACACACACACACACACACUACUUUCUCACAUAGAACCUACAGCAUAUAACAUAUACCGACAUGCUUCUCAUUUGAUAACAUUCCAUUUCACUUAAGCUCCAUAACCAUUCACUCACACGCUCGCCCUUGAGAAUAGCCCAGGAAUUUAUGCAAUGGCAGUCAUGCUCGAUUUUGAAGGUGGAGUUGGCAGCUUACUUAUGCCAUUCCCAGCCUGUGUCCUCGCGGGUGAACUUGCCCUGGUUUGUCACAAAGGCAUUACUUACCCAUUGAUGGUGUUUCUAGGCGUGUGUGUGUGUGUGUGUGUGUGUGGGUGGGUGGGGAACACUUUGACACAGGUAUGAAAGACAUUCACUCCCAUACCACACAGACUGUUGCGAUUGUCAAAAUGGAGAAAAUAAAAUGUUCUCCACGUCAGAGUAUAUGCACUGUGAGAGCCCACAUCACCAUGAAACCGGAGUGACACCAGUGACUGUACAGCCUGGCUCUAAGUGUCUGAAGGUGAUUGACUUUUUUGGGACCACUGCACCCCUUGCUGAUGUAGGGAACUGCUACUGUUUGAAAGUUCUCUCAGGUAUACGGUUUGUGGAACAGAGGACGGGAGAUGACGAAGAUGAUAUUGGAAAGGCAUUAUUAGAUAAGAGAUUCUCUCCAAAAGUGCCAACUGAGUCGGACCUGAACUGGGAACAGCACAUAUUCCCCCCCAUCCUUUUCUCCCUGCUGCAAGGCUGUCGUGGUUUCCCUUAUGAACGGUGGAAUGGACUGAUCAAAGCAAUAGUUUCAUAUGUUCUCUGUGGUUGUUGUCAGUAAUCAACACCUGUGACAGUGGCGAUCGUUGGUUUGUGAAAAAGUCUUCCUGUUUAGAAUGAUGAUGCACAUGUAUGGGAUGUUGCAGCAAUCUCUCCCUCCAUUCCUCUACGCAGAAGAAAAGACAAACCAGAUAGAUGCAUGUUGUCUUUCUUUUCAGCUUGUCUGUCUUGACAAAAUGCAUGAGGGUGAUCUUGUUAGUUGUCCUAAAUGCACAGCAGAAAGUUAUUAUGCCUUCUAACACUAGUCUGGGUCACUGAAUCCAUUUCACGACAACUAACUCAUACGAACACUACAACCCUCACUAGUUUAAUGACCGAGCCUUUCAAAUGCAUUGCAUGCUACAGGAUGCUGAACCAGUUCGUUGACACUAAAAUACUCAACCCGAACCCAGGCAAUGAGUCGGAAGCAAUCCAAGCAUUUAUUGUUCAAAAUUGAUAGAAAGAAAUUAUGUUGAGGGGAAAGUAAAUGUAUGCUUGCAAAUACAAACCUUUUCCUGGAACUCAGCAGGAUAAGGUUUGUUGAUACCCACAAAAGCCACGUGGUGGCAGUAUUUGAUGAUUUUCCAUAGGGAGACAUGGGACCUACAGCUCGUGAUGCAGUACUCCUACAAUUUGUCUUUAUAUUUUUUUAAAACAUACAAAGUGUUAUUAUGGAUUUGGCCAAUGUUGAGCGAGAGGGCAGUACAGACCUGUAUGUCUGUCUGUAACAAUUUUGAGAUGUUCUGCUGAGGGUCGAAUGGACAAACCAAUGACAACCGUCAUGUUGUUCAACUCAAUCAUAGUUGUCUACGUUCUGUCUUUUGAAAGAAAAAAAUCUAAUGUAGUCCUUACAUUUCUUUGCUUAAUGCACUUGUGACCACAAGCCUGAAACAAAUGCACGUUGUUACACAGGGAGGUGAACCUUUAAGUCUGGUACCUGUCAUUUUGUUCCUAUUGUGUGGGGUUAGUCUUGUUCCUUAUUUUUAAAACGGCCCUGCACCGUGACCGAACCCCCUUAAACUGUCACUCACUAUUCACUUUUUAUUUCAACCAUUUGCUGGUCUUUUGCCUUAUUAUUCACUGUUGGAGUCAAUUCAGGAUUUGUAAAAAAAAAUAUAUAAAAAAAAUAAUAACCUAAUCUAAGUUUAUACACCUCAUAUGGGUUAUACGGUAGUCAUGGCUAUUGUUCUACUUUUAAAAUGUAUAAAGCUUGUAAUAUAGUGAAUUAAACGGGGAUGGAUAACGGCAGGCUUUUGUCAGAAUCCAGCGACAAACUGUUAGUCAUCUGCCUUCAGUCCCCCUUUAGAUAUUCCCUCUCUGUGUCACAGAGGGCCUGUGUGACCAUUCAACAGGAGCAGUAUGUACUCACAUUGAGAGAACCUCCUUGUUCGUGUCUUCUUCUCAUCCCCCAUUUCAUACUUUCAUACUUAGCUUCAUCCAGGCCCUGGUUCCUUCUGUACAUGUCACCCUUCUGCGUCAGACAUGUUGUACCAAUUCAAUUAAAAUGUCAGUGAUGGAGAAAAAAAA